AUGUCUUUUGGCGUCGGCGUUGGCGAUAUCUUAGCGGUCUCGAAGCUUGCACGCAGUGUUUGGAGCCAAGUUCGAGACUCUUCCGAUCAGUUCAAUGCCAUUCGCAAUGAAGUUGCUGGUCUCCAUCUCGUUCUCGAGGAUGUUGCACAAAAUUCAUCACGGUGUCGGCUCAGCGGGAAGCAGAAAAGCGAUCUGUCAUCGUUGAUGGAAGGAACGCAGAGCCUUCUUGAAGAGAUUGCUGUCGUCCUUGAAAAGUACGAGAGUCUCGGAAAAGAAUCAUCGACGAUAGGUGCCAAGGCGGAAAAGGCCUUGAAGAAAAUACGCUGGGAUCAGGAUGCCAUCAGAGGCUUUCGCUCUCGUGUAAUCUCGAACACUACGCUGUUGGACGCUUACAACUCUAGUCUCACAAGGGAGGUAUCUCGAAGGGCGGCCGAGAGUGUGGCUACCCUGCAUGAACGUAUGGGAAGUUUACAGCUGGAUCAAGACCAACGAGAGCGGCAUGCACUGUUCGAUUGGCUGACGACCCUCAAUUUCCCUGCACAGCAGGAUGUCUUCUUCGGUAGACGGCAAGAAGGCACAGGCCAAUGGCUUCUUCAUUCAGCGGAGUUUAAGACAUGGAUGAGCACGCCAGGAAAGACGUUACUCUGCAGAGGAAUGCCAGGUGCAGGGAAGACUAUACUGGCAUCCACGGUCAUAAACCAUCUAUCAACGCUCUGCAGUGAUAAAAUCUCCGUGGCUUACAUCUACAGCGAUUACAGAAAGCAGCACGAACAGACACCUGUCAACUUGAUUGCCAGUAUUCCGAAACAGCUUCUUCAACAUCAGACAUCAAUUCCCGAAGACAUUAGGAAGUGCUAUCGCCACCACGCCAACUCCGGGACCUGCCCGAAUGCAAAGGAGAUAUACACCCUACUCCAAUCUACGAUUUCGGGGUUUUCUCAAGUCUACAUAGUCGCGGACGCAGUUGAUGAACUGUCUAUUCAAGUCCGCCAACCGUUGCUGUCGAAUUUAUGCGCGCUUCAAGAGAUCCAUACACUCAAUGUGAUGGUGACUUCACGCUUCAUUCCCCACAUAUCCCGGGAAUUGCGGGAUCCGCUGUGUCUGGAAAUCCGCGCCAACGAUGAGGAUGUUCGCAGAUUUGUGCAGGGGCAUCUCAAUGAUUUGGCUAGAUGUGCCAUGGGAAAUCCUCAGCUGCAAGAAAGCACAGUGGAUUCCAUAGUGAAUGUUGUGGAUGGCAUGUUUCUGCUGGCUCGGUUGCAUAUGGACUCAUUGACGGACAAAACGACCUCUAAAGCAUCAUGA
Messenger RNA from Letharia lupina, 1302 nucleotides. RefSeq lists its product as uncharacterized. The record is from RefSeq and is a predicted model, not a curated record. Bases 1 to 1302 code for a protein of 433 amino acids. NCBI's taxonomy places the organism in Eukaryota, Fungi, Ascomycota, Lecanoromycetes, Lecanorales, Parmeliaceae. The transcript has 2 exons.